Messenger RNA from Manduca sexta (tobacco hornworm), 640 nucleotides. RefSeq lists its product as uncharacterized. The record is from RefSeq and is a predicted model, not a curated record. Gene Ontology annotation, molecular function: odorant binding. Gene Ontology annotation, biological process: sensory perception of smell. The coding region runs from base 78 to 533 and encodes 151 amino acids. The transcript has 5 exons. NCBI's taxonomy places the organism in Eukaryota, Metazoa, Arthropoda, Insecta, Lepidoptera, Sphingidae.
UGAACGAUUUGACAAUAAUCUCCAAGACUUCGGACUUGCAGCUUCUGUGUCACGUAAACAAAUAGUUUAAAAUUAAAAUGAUUCGUGCUGUUGUGUUCUGUUGCUGCAUGGUGGCUUUGAUGCCUUUCUCAGCAAAUGCUAUGACAGAUGAACAGAAAGAAAAAAUCCACGAGCACUUCGAAAAGUUAGGUCUAGGCUGCCUCAAAGAAAAUACCAUCACUGAAGAUGACAUCAAAGAUCUGAGAGCCAAGAAAGUACCCUCUGGAGAGAAUGCUGGUUGUUUCCUAGCAUGCAUGAUGAAAGAAAUUGGCGUCCUCAAUGAUGAAGGCAUGCUUGAAAAGGGACGAGCAAUGGAACUAGCAAAGAAGGUUUUCGAUGAUGCUGAGGAAUUGAAGAAAAUAGAAGAAUACAUGCACUCUUGCUCAUCUGUAAACUCGGAAUCCGUUGGUGAUGGCGAGAAAGGCUGCGAAAGAGCUAUGCUAGCUUAUAAAUGCAUGGUUGAAAAUGCUUCGAAGUUCGGUUUCGACAUCUAAUGAAUUUAUCCAGAUUUAAGAAGUAAUCAAUGACAACAGCGCUAACGGACAUAUAAUGUUAUAAUGGUGUAGUAAAUUAUUUAGUAAAUGGUGAUAUUUCAACAGCA